Molecule: messenger RNA, 1329 nt
Organism: Suhomyces tanzawaensis NRRL Y-17324
Lineage: Eukaryota; Fungi; Ascomycota; Pichiomycetes; Serinales; Debaryomycetaceae
Exons: 1
Coding region: 1-1329 (442 amino acids)
Source: RefSeq, a predicted model, not a curated record
AUGAAGCUCGGGAUUCUAUUAGCAUUAUCGUCCCUUGUGGUGACACAAGCUGCACAUAUCAGCGAGGUGGUGCCAGAACCAACUGGUGCCCCACAACCUCUCGAGAAGAGAUACAAGGAUGUGGUAGUGAAUCCCAAAUACAAGGAGCAACAGGAAGCCAAAACUGCAUCGAAAACCACCAGUGCUAACCAGCCAAAGCCAUGGAUCAGAACGUUGGCAUCUGACAAGAAGGAAAUUGUCACCCCUACCGUGAUUGCCAGUGUGACAUUUGGAGCCAAGCCUCCUAAGACCACCAAUGGGUUGGAGCCAUGGAUCUCGUUGAACAAGAACGGAUCUCCCAAGACCAUCCAGCCAAAGAUCAAGAAUGGGAUAAUCAAGAACGGAUCUCCCACCUACGGGACCUGGUUUGCCACUGCCACCACCGUGACUUAUAACAAGGAAGAAUUGAAGGCGCACAACAUGGCUGAUGACGAGAUCUUUGAAGAAGAACAGCACAUUGAAGAGGAUCCCUACGAGCACUCCCUCAACCCCUUGCUCAGAUGCACUCCAGAUUUCUACUCCAAGAGAGGAGUUGCCAAGGACAAGACCAGUGAGCCAUUCUGUUUCCCUCAAGACAAUCAGAUGUUGAACAUGGGUAAGACCUACUUCGUCACCUGGUACUCCAACUUCUUCAAGGACGCCCAAAACGUCAAGGUUCACUUGUCUUUCGUCAAGGAGAGUGCGUACCACCGUGGUACCAAGAGAGACAUUGAGGUGGAGGAGAUCCACGAAAAGAGAUCUGUGGUGUUGGACAAGGGAGGAACCUUGGGCCAGGCAUCAUUUUUCAGCAGUGAGUGGUUGCCCAGAACCAAGGGAUGGUUUCCCAUCACUAUUGACGAGAGCUGGUUUGGCGAGGGAGUCAACGAAGCCUACAAAAAGGUGUUGAUCUCUAUCCAACCCGACAACGUUGCCGAUGAGGACUUUGAUUUCUUGAAGAAUCCGGUAGUUGUCGAGAUCGCCAAAGGGGCCAAGGUCAGCAAGGAGGGCUACAAGGACUUGAAAUUGAUGUACGACAAGGUGGACAAUCAGCACAUCUCGGUGGAGGUUGACGAGGGCAUUGAUGAGAAGUACUACGUCAUCAUCGGCAUGCCCACGGCUGUGCUUAUUGCUGCCGUGUUGAUGUACUUUUUCGUAUACAUCAACAAGGGCUACACCGAUUUGAGUCACUUGCGGAAAGUUAAGUUUGCAAAGAACCGGAGCAAAAAGAGGCUUUUGUUUAAGAAAAAGAACAAGGACUACGCCGAGUUGCCCCAGUUCAACAACGACAUCGAGUUGACCAAGAACGAUUAA